ACGGUUCUUGAUUUUCAGUGAAGUGUGUUAUAAUUUCAUUCAAAACAGACAGCGAUCGUCUGGAAAUGAACAUUCUUUAUUUAGACUGAAAGAUAUCAAUAUGUAUUCGACAGUAGUUAUAUUUGCAAGUUUAAGCAGUUGUUUCUUGGCAGAAGAUAUUCCUUUUUGUGAGGAUGGAUUUUAUUACAACCGAGGCGAAGUCGAGUGUGUUCAAUGUUCCGAAUGCGAAGGAGCUAAUCUUAUUAUCAGAGCCCCUUGUGGUGGUGAUCAGAACACUAUCUGUGGACCGUUUGUGGAGUUCGACAAAUUCCAUCAAAGUCCCAUUGAUAAUGUCAAGCCCAACCAAACUUAUGAAUGGUUUGACAAGACUGUUGAGGAUAAUCAGCAUACAAACUUUCCAACAACUGUUGACCAGGAUAAGAAAUGGUAUACUCUCGCCAUGGCCCUCCUUGGAGUAUUAUCUUUCAUUUCCCUUGCUGUUGGGAUAUACAUUAUAGCUGUGUGUUUUGUUUGCAAGAGGCGAAGGCGAGAAAAGGAAAUUAUAUAUGACCCAGAAGUGUGCACCACAGCGGGAGCCAACCAAAGCACCAGACUGGUGCAGUCCUCGGCAGUUCCUUCCAGGGACCGUCUCAAGACACAUCGGAACACAUACACGCUGGACGAGGACUACGAUGCUGAUAACAGCAAUCAGACAGUUUCAUCGACGUCAUCACAUUAUGUGUACUUCAAAACGGCUGAUCCACCGAAUGUUUGAAACAUACUUCUCACAAACAUAUAACUAAAAAGUUUAAAUGGUAUAUCUGUCAUGCGCGGGUUUUCCCUGCCAUCAUGGAACUAUAAGCUUGACAAUGCUUUGAUAAAAAAUCCACUCCAAAUAUUGACAUGUUUCGGCAUAAUCAGUAUGCUGCUUAUAAAUUGCAUUGCUUAUUAUUGAUAUGAACAAACAAGUUGUGUUAAUUACAUCAGCUGUACUAUUGUAAACAAGAUUUUUUUUGCAAAUCGUGUAUAGUUAUGUACAUUUUUCAGUCGUUUAUGUAAAUGGUACGUUCUGAUGUGUUUCGAUUUGAUACCAAGUUUUGUAUCCCUAGUUACAUUACAACGAAGAAUUAAGCCAUUAUCUUCUGAUCGCCAUGGGUGGACUUUUUGCAAAUAAUGGAAAGCAUGGCAUUAAAAUAGAUUAUAAUACAACCACCGGAAGUGAAAGGAAUAAUACAAGAGAGUCAUGAACUUUAUCCCUUUUAACUCAUUUUAUUAUUGUGAAAGGUGAAAAUUUUCUCGAUGGGUUUAACUUGUUCAUUAAAAUGCAUUUUCACUCAAGGGGCGGGACGAGAAACGCGUCGGACACCAAAUCGUAACAAUGGUUUAUUGGAAAAUUGACCAGCGUGCCAAAACAACACCGUGACCCGUUUUCCCAGGGUCAGCAAUUUAUCAUAAAAACAUAUGAAAAGGCUGCUAUAGUUUUGUUUUCAUCGAACGGAUAUGGGUCCUUUACACGCACUGUAUACAUUCAAUUCCUGUCCGGAAUAAAUUCUUUGUUAGUCCGAAACACAAUCUUACAAAUCUGAUGUGCAAUGAAUGGCGGGACUCGAGCAAAAGAUUUAAUUUAAUGAUGACCUCGAUUGUAUAUUAGCCCAACAAAAGUUUGACCCUUUUUGUUGAGUUCAGAUCAUUCAAGUCUUUGUUCAUUCAUAAAAUUUGAAUCGAUUUUAUUAGAAAAUUUGAUGCAUCUUUAUGUUGCAUGAUUUCUGCACAUCUCAGCUUUUUUUCUAUUCAGUGUUUGAACAUUUUUUACAUUAAACUUUCUCGUUUGUCAGAAACAAUUUACAUUAAGCUUUAUCGGAAGAAUCUAUUAUGUUAUUUAAGAUUGCUGUUCAUUUAUUUUUAUUUUUAUUGAUGGUAUAAGGAACAGGUAGUUCAAACAAUCCAAACUGAUUUAAAGUUCGUUUUUUUAACAUUUUAAGUAGUUUUCCAAAUAUUUGAAAGGUGUGCUAUAUUUGUUUAUUUGUUAUAUCUUUGUUACAUAAAAUUGAAUGUCAAGAUAAAUUUUCAUUGAUGUGAAAUGUCAUUUGAAUGAUGUUCUUUGAAGCUGAAAAAAAUGACAGAUAGUGAAUAAUUCCAGAUGUUUGUAUUUGUUUGAGUGUUCAUUUGAAGUUGUAAAUUAUACGAGUUUAGUCAAGUGACAUUAUGCAUUUUCAUAAGUUAUCCAGACUCCCACAUGUACAUCAUUUUCACAUAACUUUAGUUUUUCCCCCAUUAAUCAAAGGUCAUUAUAUAAAAUGUGUUCAUAUAUAGUAUUUAAACAGUGUUCUAAAUGUAACCACAGAAAGUGUUCAUAGAAAAUUUAGUGAAAAAUAUUUCAAAAACCGGUUAUUUAUCCAGAAAAUGUGGAGGAAUAAAUACAUUAUAGAAAAUUGCAUGAAAAACACUUUAAACUUGCCUUCAAACGAUUUUCAUUGUUCCAUUUCGUUCUUAUGCGCUGUGUGUGACAUAUAUGUAAUCUAGCUACUUUCAAUAUACUCCAGAAUAUCUCAUAUCUUACUUUAAUUCUGGAUUUUUUUUGUAAUUUCCGUCAAAUCAACGGAAAGAUUAAAUAUCUGAAAUGAUAUUUUACAUUCUAAAUCGGCUCACAACAAGGACUUGUUCAAUGUUGAUAAUUUCCUACUGUAUCGAUCAAUUCAUUUUAUUUGUCCAUUAAACUGAAUGUAAAAUGAAAUUUUUCAACUACUAACAUCAUGUGUUCAUUUUAUUAUAAUUAGUUGGGUUUUAUUUACAGAAGGAAUGUUGGGAGCCAACAUAUUAGUGAAGUUUUUUUUUUACUUUUUCCUUUUUCAAAACCUUGUGUCCUAUGUGUUCAUUGAUAUUCUGUCUUAAAGUGUUUAAGGUGAAAGUCAAACGACCUUGAAAAGGUCACGACCUAUUGAUUUUUCAUUGUUACUUGUUAUGAUCUGUGAUAUUCAUGUAAGAUUAUGUUCUUGUACAUAAACUAUCAAAUAUGUUUUUUUUUAUAAUUUAUUGAAAUUAAAAUUGAAAAUAUU
This is a messenger RNA of Mytilus californianus (California mussel), 3035 nucleotides long. RefSeq lists its product as uncharacterized. Lineage: Eukaryota; Metazoa; Mollusca; Bivalvia; Mytilida; Mytilidae. Gene Ontology annotation, molecular function: protein binding. The record is from RefSeq and is a predicted model, not a curated record. The transcript is spliced from 3 exons. The coding region runs from base 101 to 754 and encodes 217 amino acids.